GCCCGCGGCGACCUUGGGCUCCACUCGCUGGGGGGCGGCGACGCCGGGCCCAUGGCUCCCGCGGCGGCUCCGUCUUCCUUGGCCGUCAGGGCCUCGAGCCCGGCCGCGGCCCCCACCUCCUACGGGGUCUUCUGCAAGGGGCUCUCCCGCACCCUGCUCGCCUUCUUCGAGCUGGCCUGGCAGCUGCGCAUGAACUUCCCGUACUUCUACGUCGCGGGCUCCGUGAUCCUCAACAUCCGUUUGCAGGUACACAUUUAGAGCGAUGACUCCCUGAGCUGCCGGCCUCGCAGCCAGAGUGAUGGCCGCCUCCCAGAGGGCCCCGCGGCUUCGCGGAGCU
This is a messenger RNA of Carlito syrichta (Philippine tarsier), 337 nucleotides long. It is a transcript of the gene SMIM10L1, whose product is annotated as small integral membrane protein 10 like 1. Bases 52 to 258 code for a protein of 68 amino acids. NCBI's taxonomy places the organism in Eukaryota, Metazoa, Chordata, Mammalia, Primates, Tarsiidae. The record is from RefSeq and is a predicted model, not a curated record. The transcript has a single exon.